Messenger RNA from Vespa velutina, 4540 nucleotides. Its product is annotated as monocarboxylate transporter 1-like. The record is from RefSeq and is a predicted model, not a curated record. Gene Ontology annotation, biological process: monocarboxylic acid transport; transmembrane transport. NCBI's taxonomy places the organism in Eukaryota, Metazoa, Arthropoda, Insecta, Hymenoptera, Vespidae. Bases 2290 to 4128 code for a protein of 612 amino acids. Gene Ontology annotation, molecular function: monocarboxylic acid transmembrane transporter activity. The transcript has 6 exons.
CCAUUAUCAGUCCAGUCUUGAAUCGAGUAACGAUUAUUCCACCCGGUACGACGGAACAUUCACCCUAAUUUAGCUGGCGAACGAUCGAAGAAGAGCAGCAAGGUGGUCAGACGGGAUUCCCAUCGUAGCUAUUCUUGACCAGACCAGGCUAAUAUUGAAUCCACUCAAUUACUUCCAGCUACAAUUUUCAGUAAGGACCAAGAUUCUAUCGUUCGCUCGAUUACAUCUCCCGCCCCCCGGAUAUAUUAUCGUUACGCGAUGCGGCCUUCACCAAGGCCCAAGCUACUAAUCCUUUGUUUGCAAAGAUAUUCUGAGCCAAGAAAACCAGUUCUUCUUUUACUACUGCACUUCAACCAUGAAGGUAGUAGUGCAGUGUGCGUGUACACAUACGUUGUUACUCUUUUUACCAAGAAGACGCACCGUUGUGUGUUGUAAAUUGCAAGCGAAAACCGGGAAACGAUAAAAUCCUCGUAAUCACGAUUAUUACGAGGACUUGGAUAGGCCGUGGAUGAGGGUGGAAAGGAAGGAAGGAAGGAAGGAAGAAAGGAAAAAAAGAAAAGGAGUAAGAGGUGAGAAAAAUGCAAAAGAGAAAAAAAGAUUAGGUAGGAAGGAGGAGAGGAGAAAAAAAAAGGAAGAGGACGGUAGGCGCCGUGUCUCGAAGAUGUUAAAAGGGUGGAAGACUUGCUUGCAACGAUGUUGCUGCGAGUGCAGAUUUAUGAACGAGAAUAUAUCCGAUUAUUUGAACUUGAGAGAAUUAGAAAAAGGAUAAAAAUGAUUAGCAUGGACCGAUUUCACAGCAUUUAUUCUCAGCAUUUAUUAUAUAUGAUAGCGAAGUUACAAAAAUAAAGGAGUGAGAAAAGUCGAUAAAAGUUUUCAUUAAAAAGAAUUUAAAGAGGAGAGAGAGAGAGAGAAAGAAUUAAAUAAGGCAUGUUUAUUUAUCAUUAUUCUUCACGUUCAUUAUUUUAUUUACACGCGUGCGUAAGUACGUUUAUUGUUUAGAUGCGAUACGUACCGCAACGAUCAAGGUCAUGUUGCUUUUUAUUCGCCCGGAGAAGGAGAGGAACACGAAGAAGACGAAAAGGACGAAGGAGAGAAAGAAGAUACGGGGUUAAAAAUAGCCUCUCUCGGUGCAAAAUAAAAACUAACUGAGAUGACCACCGAGCGAUGGACGUAUAAGAAGAAAAAGAAAAGGAGAAGGAAGAAGGAAAAGAAGAAGAAGAAGAAGAAGAAGACGAAGAGAAGAACGAAGGAGGUGCAUGAGUCGGGAUAAAAAGAAGAGAAUAUCAAAAACAAGGACCGUAAGGGGUCCGAGAUGGAGGAUGGUAAAGAAAAAGAAGUAGAGUGAGAAAGAAAGGGGAGAGAAAAUAAGUUCCUCUUGCUAUUUUAACUCACUAGGAUAAUAUAUCCCUCCUCCCUCCCUAUAAAUAUGGUUAUUUUUUUGUUGAACUCGCCAUAAUAAAAAAGAAGAAAAAAAGAAAAAAAAAAAAAGAAAAAAAGAAAAGAGCAUAUGCGAGUUUAGUGGUUGUGUAAAAGUAUACCCGGAGGAAUCAUUUCUCAGCACCCUUCGUUUCUUCUUACUCGUGCUUGUUUCAUCAACGAUCGCACGAAACGCAAGUAGCCAGUCCUCUUCAUCCUCAUCGCGUCUAUCUACGUUCUCCUCUUCGCGGGAUUCCAGAAGCUCUUUAGAAUAGAUCGUAGGCGCCAGUCGAUGAGGACGUUCGUGCACGCGAACACCACGACGAAGAGCACCAACGACGGAGAUGGCGAUGGUGUUUCUCCGUAAAUGAAGAAGAAGAGGAGUAUUUUCCUUCUCUCUUCUCUCUUCUUCUUCUUCCUCUUCUUCUUCUUCUUUCCUUCCUUCUAUUCUUUUCCUUCUCCUCUUGUUCUUUUUUUUUCCCCCUUUCUUCGUCUCUGGAGUCAACGUAAUGCCUGGACGGCUAUGCGACGCUGCUGUUGGCCGAGGUAACGCGGCCGAGGGCAACCUUCGGCCGUUCUCAGACAGGGCCGAGGAUUGAAGGAAAAAGAAGAGGGAGCCGCCGGGAGAGUUGGAACGGGUUCUCUCCUCCGGGCCGGGUGCGCAGUCCAGUCGAAGACUCACGAUGAUAGUGAACGCCCGAUGAAGAAUCUUCCCCCCGUCCAACAGAACGAAGAGACAGUCCGCGACUGCCCCGUCGAACUCGAGCGCCCCAGUUGGGCGAUUUCAUUAGCGAAACACAGAGUUAGAAUCGAUCCGAUCGAUUUCCCGUUAUUACGACAACAACAGCAGCAGCAGCAGCAGUAGCAACGACAAUGACAACGACUAAGACAACGAGGAAUGUUAGCGGCAAAACGAAGAUGAUACCACCGGACGGGGGGUGGGGUUGGGUCGUGUUGACCUCAGCCCUUAUUGUCAACUUCCUUAUCCCUGGAACCGUCAAAUCCUUCGGCGUUCUCUUCGUCGAAUUCCUUCACGUUUUCAAGGCAUCGCCAACAGCAGCCUCUUGGAUGCCGGCUCUCUGUUAUUUUCUCUACAACUCUUUGGGUCCCUUGUCGAGUGUUCUCUCUACCAAGUAUUCUUAUAAAACCGUGACAUUAAUUGGCGGCACCUUUGCCGCUACUGGAAUGAUGCUCAGCUAUUUUGCUAAUUCCGUUUCUUAUCUCUAUGUUAGUUAUGGUCUGAUGGUCGGAAUCGGCGCUGGUUUAUCCUUUCCACCAACGAUUUACAUCGUCACAGCGUAUUUCCAGAGGCUACGUGGUUUUGCAAACGGUCUCUGCAUUUCCGGGAGCGCGAUUGGGACUAUAGUGUUACCACCGCUUCUUCAAUAUCUUCUUGACUGUUUUGGAUAUAGAGGUGCGGUACUUAUUAUGGGUGCUUUAACAUUGAACACGCUAGUUUGUGCUUUGCUCUAUCAUCCGGUCGAACAACAUAUGAUAGCCGUUCCCAUAGAGGAAGGAAUCGAUAACGAAGCUUUAAGCUUGGACGAACCGAUCGACGAAAAACGUCAAUCGAUCGAUCCGGCGAAAUUGAAUUCGAUUGUUCAGGACGAGAAGAAUGAAAAAAUCGAAAGUACGACGAAGCAGGUACAAAAUUUAACGGAACUAUUGAAUUAUUCGAAGCUGACUACAUCCAAAGAAGAAGGAUUUGAAAAAUUGACAAAGUCGAAUGAAGAAGAGGAGCAAGAUCAAUGGAUCGUCAAGGAUCAAGUUAUAGAGGAUAUUGCUAGCGUAGACGACAAGGAAAAAGGGGAGGAUCUCCAAGAUAAAUAUGACGAAGAAAACAUUAAAGAGACUUCGAGUACGAGCGAUAGAAAGCUAGUUGAUAAAAAACAAUUCGUCACUAAUGAACCGUUCAAUUCCCGUCAGAUUAGCACAAUGUCAGAUAACGGAUCAAACGUAUUAGGAAUAUCGAUAAAAAUGCAUCUUCAGGAGGACAACGAAUCCUUGAAAUUGGACAAGCCCGUGCAAGUAGAAAUCUCAACGCCAAAGCCAUCGAAGUCCGAGACUUCAUCGACUAAGGGUGAAAGCACGAAGAAAGUAUAUCUAUCUUUUGAUUUCAGCAUGCUGAAGGAUCCGAUCUAUCUGGUCAUUUUGAUAUCAAACUCGACGUCAGCGAUCAGCAAUACAAACUUUAUGAUUCAUUUGCCAUCCUACGCAAACUCCCAAGGCUUCGAUCAAAAUUCAUCGGCUCUUUUGUUGUCCACUGUUUCAGCUCUUGAUCUUAUCGGUAGAAUAAGUGGUGCUUCUUUAUCCGAUAUAGACUUCGUACCGAAAUAUUAUUAUUUCGUCGGUGGCCUUGGAACUAGUGGGAUAGCUCUGGCGCUACUACCGAUGGCCAAUAGUUAUGGGAUGCUUUCCUUUUUCUGUGCACUAUUUGGCCUCUCUUCCGGCAUGUACAUCGGCAUCACGACCGUUAUCCUGGCUGACAUGCUUGGUACUGAUAAACUCAGUUCCUCUUAUGGAAUCUCGCUCUUUGUUAACGGUGUCCUCCAACUCGUCGGACCGCCGGUUUGCGGUGUCAUCUAUGAACACGUUGGAUCUUAUAAACCCAUUUUCUUGGCAUUCGGUAUAAUACUUAUACUGGGUACCGCUCUCUGGGCCAUUGUGCCUCUAAUCAAAAGGAACAGUAAAAAAAAGAUCGAAGAGGUAUAACGGUAUAGAAGUGUAAUUACAAACUAACCCUCACGAAUGAGAAAUAUCUUUACUCGUUCGUGUAAUUUUUGUGAUGACGUCAUUCCAAGGAAAGUAUACAAAAUAUUCGUAGAUAUAAAUGCAGGGACUACAUAAGCGUAUUAUUACAAUACUUAUAGAUAACUCAUGAGUAUGUGAAGUAUUUCACUCUCGAUUGUAAGAGAAGUGAAAAUACUUGUGAUCAGUAUUUAGCGAUUAGGAUCACAUCACGAAUCGUUUUUCGUUAAUAAUACGAUCGAUUUUUUUUUUUUUUAACAAUCGUUAGAGUCAUUGAUCAUUAAGUGGUAGAUUGCCUUCUAAAGUGACAAAAACACUUUUGUAAGACCAAUGUUAGUGUAUAUGUUUUUCCAAAUACAAGAUUUUAUCAGGCGGA